GCCUUGUUUGUGUUCUGCGGGCUCAUCACCGGCUGCUAUUGCUGUUGCUGCCUGUGUUGUUGUUGCAAUUGUUGCUGCGGGAAGUGUAAACCUAAACCUCCGGAAGGUGAGGAGCAGGAGUACUACGUCUCGCCAGAGGACUUGGAGGCGCAGUUGCAGUCAGAUGAAAGGGAGGCCUCAGACGCACCUAUUGUGAUACAGCCAGCAUCAGCCACAGAGACAACCCAGCUCACAGCUGACUCUCACCCCAGCUACCACACUGACGGAUUUAAUUAAGUUAAGGAAACACUGUCGUUAGAAUGGA
Apaloderma vittatum (bar-tailed trogon) is the source of this 304-nucleotide messenger RNA. RefSeq names its product dnaJ homolog subfamily C member 5-like. The record is from RefSeq and is a predicted model, not a curated record. Gene Ontology annotation, cellular component: intracellular membrane-bounded organelle; presynapse; membrane. Gene Ontology annotation, biological process: regulation of synaptic vesicle cycle. The transcript is spliced from 2 exons. NCBI's taxonomy places the organism in Eukaryota, Metazoa, Chordata, Aves, Trogoniformes, Trogonidae. The annotation marks the transcript as partial.